Molecule: messenger RNA, 714 nt
Organism: Marmota flaviventris (yellow-bellied marmot)
Lineage: Eukaryota; Metazoa; Chordata; Mammalia; Rodentia; Sciuridae
Product: bcl-2-like protein 1
Biological process (GO): intrinsic apoptotic signaling pathway in response to DNA damage; extrinsic apoptotic signaling pathway in absence of ligand; regulation of apoptotic process
Cellular component (GO): mitochondrial outer membrane
Molecular function (GO): BH domain binding
Source: RefSeq, a predicted model, not a curated record
UCUAUUUUAAAAAUGUCUCAGAGGAACCUGGAACUAGUGAUGGACUUUCUGUCCUACAAGCUUUCCCAGAAAGGAUACCGCUGGAGCCAGUUUAGCCGUAAGGAAGAGAACCGCGUUCAAGCCCCAGAAAGGGCUGAAUCAGAAGAGGGGCCCAGCAAUGCCACCAACGGCAACCCAUCCCGGCAUCAGGGGGACAGUCCCAUGGUGAGUGCAGCCGCUGGCCAUAACAGGAGUUUGGAUGCCCCAGACGUGGUCCCCAUGGUAGCAGUGAAGCAAGCGCUGAGGGAGGCAGGCGACAACUUUGAAGGGCGGUACCGGCAGGCAUUCCAUGACCUGACAGCAGAGCUCCGCCUCACCCCGGAGACAGCACAUCACACUUUUGAACAGGUAGUGGACGAACUCUUCCUGGAUGAGGUAAGCUGGGGUCGCAUUGUGGCCUUUUUCUCCUUUGGAGGAGCACUGUGCUUGGAAAGCAUAGACAAGGAGAUGAAGGUGUUGGUGUGUCAGAUCGCAAGUUGGAUGGCCACUUACCUGAAUGAUCACCUAGAUACUUGGAUCCAGGACCACGGUGGCUGGGACACUUUUGUGGAACGCCAUGUGAAUAAUGUGGCAGUGAAUAGCCGGAUGCGCCAGGAGAGUUUCAACUAUUAUUUCCUGAUGGGCAUAACUGUGGCUGGCGUGGUUCUGCUGGGCUGGCUGUUCAGUCGGAAGUGA